UCCGUGUGCGGAGCAGGACAUGGAGGAGGAACGCGGGUCACCCGAUGGAGACCCCGCGCGGAGCCUGGAGCAGGGACCAGAGGGGCCGGAAACGCCCAUUCAAGUAGUGCUCAGGGUGCGUCCUAUGAGCACCGCAGAGCUGCGUCGAGGGGAGCAGAGCGUGCUGCACUGCUCAGGGACCCGGACUCUGCAGGUGAGCCCUCCGGGAGGGGGCCCCGAGGUGGCUUUCCGCUUCGGCGCGGUGCUGGACGGGGCGCGCACGCAGGAGGACGUGUUCCGGGCCUGCGGCGUGCGGCGCCUGGGCGAGCUGGCGCUGCGCGGCUUCUCCUGCACGGUCUUCACCUUUGGCCAGACCGGCUCCGGGAAGACCUACACCCUAACUGGACCCCCGCCCCAGGGGGAGGGGGUGCCCGUACCUCCCAGCCUGGCUGGCAUCAUGCAGAGGACCUUCACCUGGUUGUUAGACCGCGUGCAGCACCUGCCUGCCCCUGUCACCCUCCGCGCCUCCUAUCUGGAGAUCUACAAUGAUCAGGUUCGGGACUUGCUGAGCCUGGGGUCUCCCCGACCUCUCCCUGUUCGCUGGAAUAAGACUCGAGGCUUCUACGUGGAACAACUACGGGUGGUGGAGUUUUCGAGUCUGGAGGCCCUGAUGGAACUUUUACAGAUGGGUCUCAGCCGUCGGAGGAGCUCAGCUCACACCCUGAACCAGGCUUCUAGCCGGAGCCAUGCCCUGCUCACUGUCUACAUCAGCUGCCGAACUGCUCAGCAGAUGCCUCCUGUGGGCCCUGGGGAGCCCCCUGUUGGUGGGAAGCUGUGCUUUGUAGACCUGGCUGGCAGCGAGAAGGUGACAGCCACAGGAUCUCGUGGGGAGCUGAUGCUUGAGGCCAACAGCAUCAACCGCAGCUUGCUGGCCCUGGGUCAUUGCAUCUCCCUGCUGCUGGACCCACAGCGAAAGCAGAGCCACAUCCCUUUCCGGGACAGCAAGCUCACCAAGUUGCUGGCAGACUCUCUGGGGGGACGAGGGGUGACCCUCAUGGUGGCCUGCGUGUCCCCCUCAGCCCAGUGUCUUCCUGAAACUCUCAGCACCCUGCGAUAUGCAAGCCGAGCUCAGCGAGUCACCACCCGGCCACAGGCCCCCAAGUCCCCUGUGGCAAAGCUGCCCCAGCGUGUAGAGACUGAUAUGCUGCAGCUCCAGGAGGAGAACCGUCACCUGCAGUUUCAGCUGGACCAGAUGGAACGCAAAGCCUCAGGGCUCAGUGGCACCCAAAUGGCCUGGGCCCAGCAGAACCUCUAUGGGAUGCUGCAGGAGUUCAUGCUGGAGAAUGAGAGGCUCAGGAAAGAAAAGAGGCAGCUGCAGAGCAGCCGAGACCAGGCCCAGAGUGAGCAGCGGAUCCUGGCCCAGCAGGUCCAGGAGCUACAGAGGCGCCUCUCUGCCUGCUACCAUCAUCAACCGAGCCCAGGCCCAGCACCACCAUGUCCCUGCUUGAUGGUACCACCUCCCUCCUGCCACGCACUGCCACCUCUCUCCUCCUGCCCCUGGCGUCACCUCUGCCCGAUAUGCCAAGCGCCCCUGGCCCACUGGGCCUGCCCUUGGAGGGAGCGCCAUGUACAGCAGGUGUUGGGCCCUGAGGCUCCAGGUGGCAGGCCCCUGUCUGCCCGACCGCCACCCUGGGCACCCACAUGCAGCUCUAGCUCUGCCAAGUGCCCAAGAGAAAGGAGUCACAGCGACUGGACUCAGACCCGAGUCCUGGCAGAGAUGCUGACCGAGGAGGAGGUGGUACCCUCUGCACCUCCCUUGCCCACAGGACCACCGAGCACAUCACCAGUGCUGAGAGGUGGAGCUGGGGUGCAGAACCUGGCCCAGAGACUGGAGGCCCUCAGAGACCAGAUUGGUAGUUCCCUGCGACGUGGCCGGAGCCAGCCACCCCACAGCGAGGGUGCACGGAGCCCGGGCCCAGGCCUCUCUCCCCGCUGAAGGCAGAGUGGAAACCCAGAAGAUGGCUGUGUGACCUCAGACUGGGCUCUGCGUCCCUAGGCCUCACUCUCUCCGUCUAGUGCAUGGGAUUAGCAGCUUUGUCAGGGGAGCAAGGGGAGGGUGCUGCCCCAGACCAUGAGUCAUGCAACCAGAUUCAGGAGAAACCAGGCAGCAGGUGAUGAAUAUAUGAAUAAAGAAGGAGGCAUCAGUC
This is a messenger RNA of Otolemur garnettii (small-eared galago), 2186 nucleotides long. RefSeq names its product kinesin family member 12 (gene KIF12). The coding region runs from base 20 to 1975 and encodes 651 amino acids. The record is from RefSeq and is a predicted model, not a curated record. Gene Ontology annotation, biological process: microtubule-based movement. The transcript is spliced from 19 exons. Gene Ontology annotation, molecular function: ATP binding; microtubule binding; microtubule motor activity. NCBI's taxonomy places the organism in Eukaryota, Metazoa, Chordata, Mammalia, Primates, Galagidae.